Messenger RNA from Choloepus didactylus (southern two-toed sloth), 3247 nucleotides. It is a transcript of the gene MANBAL, whose product is annotated as mannosidase beta like. The coding region runs from base 127 to 384 and encodes 85 amino acids. NCBI's taxonomy places the organism in Eukaryota, Metazoa, Chordata, Mammalia, Pilosa, Megalonychidae. The transcript has 3 exons. The record is from RefSeq and is a predicted model, not a curated record. Gene Ontology annotation, cellular component: membrane.
GCGGGGAACCACUUCCGGGGGUGCAGCGCGGUGGAGCGGGAGGUGAAUGCGGCGGCGCCGGCUGUCCGGGGUGGUUUUGGAGAGUGGUGAGUUAGAGGAGACCUCAAGCAGUGGGUAGCUUGGGCCAUGGCCUCCGACCUGGACUUCUCACCUCCCGAGGUGCCUGAGCCCACCUUCCUGGAGAACGUACUACGGUUUGGACUCUUCCUGGGGGCCAUCUUCCAGCUCAUCUGUGUGCUGGCCAUCAUUGUACCCAUUCCCAAGUCCCACGAGAUGGAGGCAGAACCAUCUGAGCCCAGAAGUGCUGAGGUGACAAGGAAGCCCAAGACUACUGCUCCUUCUGUGAACAAGAGGCCCAAGAAGGAGACCAAGAAGAAGCGGUAGAAGAGGAGGGCUGCAGAUCAGGGCAGGCAGGGUGAGGGCCUUGGGGAACAGCCCUCCUGGGAGUCAACAUCCUGUUCCCUCUCUCCAUCCCUGGCUGAGGGUUGGAGGGGGCUGGGAUGCCCUCUAACCACAGAGAUCUGGACAGUCAUGACAGGCCCCAGCUGGGCAGACCACCACUUCCUCUUCCUUCUGCUUCCGUGACAGUUUAGAGAACGUUAACACCAUAGGAGCAAAGACUGUAUUGGGAGUUUUGUUCAGACGUCAGGUCAGCUCAGAGAGUUACACUUUCUUACUUAAUCAUUGUGUCCAGCCUUUAGUCAUGCACCUUUGUGGAUUUACACUGCAUUUUGGGAGUCAUUAUCUGAUGCUGACAAGUACUGCCCUCCAAUUAUCUGGGCACUGCAGUGCUCCUGCUAGUCAGCCAGCCUUGUCUCUGCCUGUGUGGACAGAGCCAGGCCUCACCUGCUUAGAUCAAGGUGCCAUGGCUGCUGCAGUGUCAGUGAUCCCAGUUGCUGCAACAGCCAGGUCUCCCUGGCCUGAGAGUAGAAGACCUGGGUCAGGAUAAUCUCCUAGUUCUCAUCAGGUAGAAAGGAUUUGGCUGAAUGAAUGCAUGUUUCUUGGGCACAAACUUUCUGAGCCUCUGAAAGGAGGCUUGUAAAUUUCAGACCAACCUCUUUUCAACCAAACUCAUUCCUCAUUCAAGGUGUGCCCUUUUAGCUUCCACUUGUGCAGCCUCCCCCUCCAUUAUUUUAUCCUCCAAUUGGUGAGAAAGUUAUUUAGGGAAGUAAAAGUCAAUAAACUACCAGUGCUGAACCUGCCUGUGUGUUGUCUGCUACCAGGAGAGGGGAAGCCUGGGUUUCUGACUGGGGGUGAGGCAAGGGCUCAGCCACAAAAAAUUGGGGCAGUGAGGAUAAGGAUGGGCAGAGCCGGGGCAGAUUUGGUCAGAGCAGCUCUGCUGGUUGAGCCAUUCUGGGACAAGUUUUCAGAAAGGGUCUGGCCAGCUGCUUCGUGUGGCCCUUAGUCACUGGAAACACUUGUGAAUAUCCAUGCAUGUGUUUCCACUGGCUUGAGAAGGACCAAGUGCAAUACCGUAGCAGUCCUCACGUGGUUUGGGAUGGGUCACCCUGGUCAAGUCAUGUGCCCUGAAUCAGCUGCUGAGGAAAACCCCAACCUGUGGUAACUCAGAUUGGUCCAGCUUGUUAACAGCUUGCCAAACCCUUUCCCAAACAUUGUCAGAACUGAAGAGGAGCAAGUUAGGGAUGAGGAGGAGACUAAAGUCUGGACUGCUUGAGAGUGCCAGAACUGGAACUUGGACCAAAGUCCAUGGCCCUUUCCUUGGUAUUUAACAAAUAUUUGGUGUCAAUAGGCGUGGUGAUGUGGGCUCCCUGCCAUGCUGUUGGGGCUUGGAAAGCUCUCCCAGCACUGUAGGUUCAGGAGAGGAAGUUUGGGGACUGGAGCAUCUGCAUAACAAAGUGCCAGUCUUGGCCAGGCAGUGGCUUGAGAAGGGACUCCUGCAAACAUUUACUGAGUCUCUUAGAUGCUGGGCACCAUGCUAUGCACUUGGGGAUGCCGAAGGAAGGAAACUUCCCAGAAACCCAAAGUGCGCUUGGCCUAGUGGGAGACUGAGAACAUGUAAACAGGCUUGUUGUGAGGAUUUCCUCAAUAAGCUAGGCAGAGGGGCACCCCUCAGUCUUGGGCCAGCACAGCCACUUGGCAGAAGGGAGGUGACUGAGGUGAGACUUAAAGGGAAAUUAUGCUGAGAGGGUAGGGGCGAGACCUCUAGAGUAGACCUGUUCCAGCUUCUCAGGGGGAGAUAACCUCUUGCUCACAGGGACAGUACCACCUAAGUAGGCCCAACUCCCUUAAACAAAGUCUGUUUGCCAGAGAACAGCACUAGGAAAUCAAGGGCAAUCUUUGCUGCCCCACCAAGCCCUCAUUCCAUACUUACUAUGGGUGGAGUUUGCAGGACUUGGCUCUUUUGGCUUCCAGGACCCCACCCUCGCUUCAUUUUCCUCCCACAUCACUGUUUCCUCCUCAUCAGAAGGCCCCAGAUCUGUCUUCGUUUCUCUUGUCUCUACACACAUUCCCUUGGAGAUCUCAUCCAGUCUUACGGCCUUAAAUGCCACCUACAUGUUGAUAACCUCCCAAAUGGACCCCUCCAGACCCCUCUCCUAAACUCAAGACUCAUAUCCAACUGCCUACUCACCAUCUCCACUUGGCUAUCCAACAGGCACCUCCAACCAAAUUCCUGACCUCCUCAUCACCAGCCCCAAGCCUGUUCUCAUGGUCUUCCCCCUCUUAAAGAGCCUCAUAAUUCUCCCAGUUGCUUAGGCCAGAAACCUUGGAGUCAUCCUUGACUUGCCUCUUUCUGUCAUACCCCACAUCUGACCCUUAGGUAGCUCCUUGCAACAUGACCUUCAAAAUUCAGAACGAGACCCCUUCUCAUCAUUUCCUUUUCUACUAGCAUGGUCCAGCUACUGUCAUUGCAUGUGGAUACUCUAGCAGCCUCCUCACAGGGUUUCUGUUUCCAGGGAGUUUACACCUCUGAGUUUUAGGGUCUAUCAAAUGGAGAUCAUAGAAUAAUCUUUAGGACUGUUGUAAAAAUUAGACAUACCAUGUGUCUAUAAGGUACCUGGAGCAUAGUAGGUAGGUUAUAAAUGGUGGAAGUGAUAGUGAUUAUUCAAUCAGGGACGCAUGUAUCAUUAAAACGCCCUAACUUCAAGUCAGCCUUGAUCUUGGCUUCCUCUGAAUGUGAACCCUCCUCUGUGACCCUCUUCCUCCAAGUCCUGUGCAACCAAAGUUGAGUGAGGGGUUCUCAGGUUGAGCCCUUGCUCAUAUUUUUAGUAGGUUUUGCUCUCAAGUU